AUGAAUCUAUCCAAGUUGUUUAUCGUCGUCCUGCUGGGCAUGCUGCUACUGUUCGCUGGCCAAACCGAGGCGGGUCAUUUGAAGAAGUUUGGCAAAAAACUGGAAAAGAUCGGCAAAAAUGUGUUUCACGCGGUGGAAAAGGUAGUGCCCGUGCUGCAGGGUGUACAGGAUUUGCGCGACGGGAAGAAGGGCUAA
Messenger RNA from Anopheles marshallii, 195 nucleotides. RefSeq names its product cecropin-B1-like. The record is from RefSeq and is a predicted model, not a curated record. Bases 1 to 195 code for a protein of 64 amino acids. NCBI's taxonomy places the organism in Eukaryota, Metazoa, Arthropoda, Insecta, Diptera, Culicidae. Gene Ontology annotation, cellular component: extracellular region. The transcript has 2 exons. Gene Ontology annotation, biological process: defense response to Gram-positive bacterium; antibacterial humoral response; defense response to Gram-negative bacterium.